AUGCAGCAGCGCCACGAAGUGGAGGAUGUUGUGCUGGGGAAUCAGUCAUGGGAUGACAUUAACAAGCGAUUGAUUGCAGCAGCAGGACUUGAUGUACACUGUGGGAACACUGGCACACCAAAAAGAAAGAAAUUGGCAGAGGCACUGGCAAGAAAGAAAUUGGCGGAGGCUGAGGAUGUUGCGAGCAAGAGGAAAGAAGAGGAGACCAAGCCAAGUGUCAUACCCGAUGAUUUGACUCCAAACGAAGUAAAGCGCCGUACAGGAUUUGACAAUUUACCGAAGCUGCUUGCCUAUGCCAUGGUGGUUUGUGAUGGUAGUUUGGAUUGUCUCUUUGCAACAUCGUCCAAACUCACUUGGGUUGAAGAGUGGUUGUUCUAUUUCGAGUUCAAGUAUGGUCGGACUGCUGUAAGAAUGCAAGACUUUGAGAAAGCAUACAGGAGCUCAGAAUACCCCCUUCGAAAAGUACUGAAGCAAAAGUUUUCUCUUGAGAAUGGAACACGCAAUCGGUGGCCUAUGUAUGCUACCUACAAAGAAGACGCAAAGUUUCGUGGCGAACAAUGGGAUUUCUACUUUGAUCGGCGAAGUGGGGAGAGAAUUGUUAUGCAUGAUGCAACCGGAAUUCCUCUGCCAUGUCCUUCAAAUGCAGAGCUUCAACGAGCACUUUUCAGUGACUACUAUGGUACUACAUGCGCAAAGGCAGGAGUCAGCAACCAACUUUGUGGUUGGAUGCGAGGAAUGCCUUUAAUGACUGGUAGAAUCACAGAUUCUCAGAUGAUCAAAGACUCAGACGUACUGGUGGCACAACGGAAGUUUUCAGAGGCAGAUCAUUCUUCAGACAAACCAUUCAACAAUGUACUUGACAAAGGAUUCCGAAACACCCUUGAUGCAAGCAUGGAAGGCCAACGUUGCAUGCAACCAAAGUACUCAAAAGGUGAUAUCCAAUUUACGGGAAAGGCAACUUUGCACUCUGCUAUUAUUGCUGUGAUACGAUCUGGAAAUGAGCGUGCUGUUCAACGUUGUAAAAUGUCAUGGUUCUUGAAACGUGGGUGUGCAUACCAACUGUGGGAUACUCAUCUAUUAUGUGACAUUUGGGACACUUGGACGUUUCAAGUGAACUUCAUGUAUGAUAAGUUCCUCUAG
Molecule: messenger RNA, 1140 nt
Organism: Cylindrotheca closterium
Lineage: Eukaryota; Bacillariophyta; Bacillariophyceae; Bacillariales; Bacillariaceae
Source: the annotation of a GenBank genome assembly